UUUCUCCGGUAGUUUGUUUAUCUAAGUGUGCUGUUUUUUGUUUAAACAUACGCGGGAGACUUUAUUUCUCCCUUCUUUUUCUUUUGUAACUUAAUGUAGCUUUGUAGCUAACUUAGUCGCUAACAUGAAUGUAAGUUAGCUUGUUUGCAGCAGGACUGGUCAGCUGACCUGUAUAUUGACAAAGAGGGUGCUAUAUCUUCGCAGUGGAGCACACCGUAGUUUUAUUCAUCUGUUGCCAGCUCGGACUGAAUCAACGUGAUUCGGGGCGUUGCUUUUGGACACCGUCAGAGCUCGGCCAGCCUAUCCCGGGGUCUCUACCCGUGACACACUCAAAUUCCUUAUUUUUGUAACUUGUAGCUUACGUCUGCUUUUGAACAUUUGCGGUUUGAUCAGCAGGGAGUCUGUUUUACAUUGCCCGACUAUGUGAGCAGUCUUUUCGGACCCCUGAUUAACUCGUGACCCUUCGCUGUAGGACGACGCAGGGGCUCUCUAUGACAAAACGUUCACCCCCAGACCAGCCGACCGAGGACCGAGGAGAGCUAUCGGCCCGUCCGUUCUGUUUUACCCUUGGACGCUCACAUAUGGCUCUGUCUACGCCCAUUUGAACAGCCCAGAGAUCCGGCGAGAGGCGAGAGGGAGGCAGGCACCAGAGAGGCAUCGCUGACAUGAAAAUGAGAUGAGGCUCAGAAAUGGUACUGUGGCCACGGCGAUUAUCUUCUUCACGUCCUUCCUGAGCCUGUCCUGGUACACAGCGUGGCAGAAUGGCAAAGAAAAGCUGAUAGCAUACCAGAGGGAGUUUCAUGCUUUGAAAGAGCGCCUACGUGUGGCUGAACAUAGGACACUGCAGCGCUCAUCUGAACUUAACAACAUCUUGGAGCAGUUCAGACGGGCCAUAGCUGAGACCAACAAUAGCAAAGAUGCCCUCACCAACUUCUCUGAUGAAACUCAGAAACUACUAAAGGAACUUGCAAACCGAAAACCAUUGCAGAUUCCAAAUAUUUACCACCAUCUGCCUCAUCUCCUGAACAAUGAAGGCAGCCUGCAUCCUGCAGUGCAGGUUGGCCUUGGACGCACUGGAGUUACCAUGGUAAUGGGAAUCCCUACAGUUAAAAGGAAAGUGAAAUCCUAUCUGUCUGAGACACUGCGGUCCCUAAUAGACAAGUUGUCCCCAGAGGAAAAACUUGACUGUGUAAUUAUCGUGUACGUUGGUGAGACUGAUGUUGAUUAUGUUAACAGCGUUGUUGCUGGCCUUGAGAAAGAGUUUUCUACAGAGCUGAGCUCAGGUUUACUGGAGGUGAUCUCUCCUCCAGCUGCUUAUUACCCUGACCUCACUACCCUCAAAGAGACAUUUGGAGACUCCAAAGAGCGUGUCAGAUGGAGAACCAAGCAGAACUUGGACUAUUCUUUCCUCAUGAUGUAUGCUGUGAGCAAAGGAGUUUACUAUGUCCAGUUGGAGGAUGACAUUGUGGCUAAACCUAACUAUUUUGCCACUAUGAAGAACUUUGCCCUGCAGCUCUCAUCUGAAGACUGGAUGAUUCUGGAGUUCUCUCAGCUGGGCUUCAUUGGGAAAAUGUUCCAGGCUCCAGAUCUAAACCUUAUAGUGGAGUUUAUAUUUAUGUUUUACAAAGAAAAGCCUAUAGACUGGUUGCUAGACCAUAUUCUUUGGGUCAAAGUCUGCAAUCCAGAGAAAGAUGCGAAACACUGUGAAAGACAAAAGUCCAGCCUUCGGAUACGGUUUCGACCCUCACUUUUUCAACACGUGGGACUUCAUUCCUCUCUGGCUGGAAAAAUCCAAAAGCUCACUGACAAGGACUUCUUAAAACCUUUGCUUCACAAGAUGCACAUCAACCCCCCUGCAGAGGUUUCCACUUCAAUGAAGGUGUAUCAAGGUCAUACUCUGGAAAAAACAUACUUGGGAGAAGACUUUUUCUGGGCCAUAACUCCUACAGCAGGAGACUACGUUCUGUUCAAAUUUGACCGACCUGUCAGCAUAGAGAGGUAUAUUAAAUUUUUUCAGAAUUGCAUUUGUGUCUGAGAAUAGAAACUGAUA
Molecule: messenger RNA, 2050 nt
Organism: Boleophthalmus pectinirostris (great blue-spotted mudskipper)
Lineage: Eukaryota; Metazoa; Chordata; Actinopteri; Gobiiformes; Gobiidae
Product: alpha-1,3-mannosyl-glycoprotein 4-beta-N-acetylglucosaminyltransferase A
Exons: 12
Coding region: 677-2035 (452 amino acids)
Biological process (GO): protein N-linked glycosylation
Cellular component (GO): endoplasmic reticulum-Golgi intermediate compartment; endoplasmic reticulum; Golgi stack
Molecular function (GO): acetylglucosaminyltransferase activity
Source: RefSeq, a predicted model, not a curated record